UGUAUGCCUUCGUAAGGGAAUAAGACCGCGUCCCUCCGCCCCUCAGAAUGUAUCGGAGGCAGGGCUGAAAAGCCCGAGGAGCGCCUGUAUGGUGCGAGGAAGAUAAAGCAUGUCUGCUGUAGCUGAAACCAUGGGAGACUUGCCUGUGAGAGACGUGGGUUCAACUCCAUCUAGAAUUGGAAGAUUAGUAGCAUCUGCACGAAAUGUUAAAGCUCGGCGAGCUGUGUCACAAUUCAGUCGGAAGGAGCUGGAAGAUAAAUAUCUUUGUUUACGUGAUGAGAACAUCUUACUUAAACAGCAUGCAAAUAAGCAAGAGGAAACAAUUAAAAGAAUGGCCACCAGGUUAAUACGGCUUGUUAAAGAAAAAAGGAAUGAGCAGGUUGGUGGCAGCCCCAAGCGGCUGGGUCGUACUGUGGAGCUGGAAGGGAUGACUGAGCGUUUGCAGGGGAGAGUUCAUGAUCUUGAGAAACAAAAUGAGAUCCUCCGCAGCAAACUCGUUUCAAACAAACAGCAGCCCCAUAUUCAAAGCCGUAGGCCUGUUCAGUACAAAUACGCUCAGUCUCAUAAUAGCCCUGGACUCAAAAAUGCAAGUGGUGCUGCUGGCACACCGGAACACACAAAGAAAGGAAAGAGUGUGCAGUAUUUAGAAGUGAAACCACCCCAGUCUCCUCCCCGAGGAUGCGGCCAGGUUAUGCUCGAGGGUGCAAGAGCCAAAAUAAGAAAUUUGGAAACUGUGAUUGAUUCCCAAAGGGAGCGCAUUGAGGAACUGGAGCAUCUUAGAGAGUUACUUGGGACUCAGCUGAGAAAGAAAGAACAAGAAAUUGAAGAAUCUGCCCUACAUCUUAAAGAGCAACAGGCAGCAAGCCAAAGGUCGAACAUUCGGGACAAUAUGGAAAUGAUUAAGGUCCGUAGACAGCUGUUUGAGAAAAGCAAUGCUCUUUCAACUAUGGAAAGAAAAUUUCUCCAGCUUCAAGAGGCAGCACUAGCAGCUCAGAUGAAGAGCUCACGACUGUACGUGGCGUACGGCGAUGUUUCAGUGCCACCUAGUGACGUGCACUUCAACUUGAUUGUCUCUCAGGAUUUAUGGGACACCACGAGUUCAAAAGCUAACGCAGUUCAGCACAGCCCGCAGAGCAGCGGGGAGCAGCCACGCUGCAGAGGGAAGGCACGUGGGGUCACAUGCGACAACCUCCUCCACGUCCUUUAA
Molecule: messenger RNA, 1207 nt
Organism: Meleagris gallopavo (turkey)
Lineage: Eukaryota; Metazoa; Chordata; Aves; Galliformes; Phasianidae
Source: RefSeq, a predicted model, not a curated record